UCUGCAUUUUUUGUUUUUAUAGGAAAUGGAGGAAUCUGACGAGGGGAGGGACGCAGAUGAUGUUGAGAUCUCAGAAGUAGAAAAAAGGGACCCCAAUGAGCUAGUUGCUCUAUUCUCCGAGAAGGUGAGGAACAUGUCACCUGAUGAGAUCAGGAUCCCCCCCGAGCCCCCGGGAUGCUGCUCGAUCCAUCUACAGGAAAAGAUCCACAAGCUGUACGAGAGGAAGCUCCAUGGAGAUUUUGACACAAACAGCCACAUCCAGAAAAAGAAAGAGUUUAGAAACCCAAGCAUUUAUGAGAAGCUAAUUCAGUUCUGCAGUAUAGAUGAACUGGGAACUAACUAUCCAAAAGAUAUGUUUGAUCCUCAUGGCUGGUCAGAGGACUCUUACUAUGAAGCUCUAGCCAAAGCCCAGAAAGUGGAGAUGGACAAACUGGAGAAAGCCAAGAAGGAGAGGACCAAGAUUGAGUUUGUCACAGGGACUAAGAAGGGCACCAACCCCUCCAGCACAGCAUCCUCCACCAGCAGCAACACCACCACCACCACAGCCACAGCAGAGGCCCAGAAGAGGAAAAGCAAGUGGGACUCUGCAAUCCCUGUGACCCUGGCCCAGCCCACCCUCAUCACUACGAGCGCCACCCUGCCUGCUGUCGUCUCCGUGACAACUACCGCCAGUGGCACCAAGACCACUGUCAUCUCUGCAGUGGGCACCAUCCUAAAGAAGUCAAAGCAGUGAUUUGUUUGGUGUUUGUCUAGAAGAGUGUGUGAUGAGAAGCAAUGACUGACAUGAAGCUGGAAGACCUGUGUUUCCUGUGCUCAUUAUCUAUGUGGAAAGAAGGACAAUGAACUGAUGGACACUCAGUGUACUUCUUUUGUGUUUUAGAACCAACCUACAAAUACCCUUUUGCUACAUACGGACUAAUCUAAGGUUUCACUGAGUUUUAUCUCUGGGAUUGUAUCGGCACUAUUGCAUCCUAAAGCCAAAUUCAGUUUGUUGAAAAUACUCAUAGACCCUCUAAAAAUCAGAAAGUAUGUCUUUCAUUCAUCUUUUUAUAUGUUGGCAAUAGUUGUUAGUUUAAAACAGCUGAAGAAAACCAGAGCAUGACAAUGUUUGUGUAAGGAAAGGGGUCCCAAACAGACCUGGUAGAAAUAUCUGAAAAAGUGUUUCUAUCACACAAAUGUGUGUUUUCGAUCCAAUGUUUUUUUUCAUUCCCUCUAGCAGUUUUGUGUUAUAGCUCGACAUGUGCAUCUUUUUUUUUUUUUCUCCAGCAUUGUUUUUUUCUUUCAUCAUUGGAAUAAGGCUAUUAAGUAAGUAAGGUUUUUUUUUUUUUUACAUUUGUACAUAUGUAUUGAUGAUAAGGUAAAUAAAUGGAUCAGAUGUUG
This is a messenger RNA of Perca fluviatilis (European perch), 1380 nucleotides long. RefSeq names its product SAP30 binding protein (gene sap30bp). Gene Ontology annotation, biological process: regulation of DNA-templated transcription. The record is from RefSeq and is a predicted model, not a curated record. Lineage: Eukaryota; Metazoa; Chordata; Actinopteri; Perciformes; Percidae. Bases 26 to 733 code for a protein of 235 amino acids. Gene Ontology annotation, cellular component: nucleus. The transcript is spliced from 8 exons.